Messenger RNA from Anisakis simplex (herring worm), 708 nucleotides. The record is from the annotation of a GenBank genome assembly. NCBI's taxonomy places the organism in Eukaryota, Metazoa, Nematoda, Chromadorea, Rhabditida, Anisakidae.
AUGUUGUCAUUUCCUCAACAUUUGAUUCGUCGAGAAGAAGUGAUUUGUUCGUAUUUCAGACAAUUUGGUUCAGCACCUAAAUGGGGGUCAAAUCGUUUCCUACGAUCUCUGUACUGGGCUUGUCGAGGAUUCCAAUAUUGGUUAUGCUUCUAUGAUGAUGAUAUCGAGGUGGAUGUGGAGGAUCUUCUGUCCAAUCCGUUCAUCACACAGCCACCGUCACUCGAGCAAUUGCAGGCUGUAACUGGCUUCCAGAAGGAAUGGAUUAUGUUUAUUUAUCGAAAUUUCAAACAGCAUGAUAAGUGGCUCCGAUACGUGUCAAUAAGUGCAAUUCGUGAGAAUCCUCUCGUUCCUCAGGAUCUAAUAAUGUGUUUGUAUGAACUCACUCAGUACAGUGAUCUCCCGGCUGACACACCAUCGUCGAGCAGUGCAUCAUACUCAUCGAAUACUGUCGAGUUUGUGUUCCGCCUGAUGAAACCUGAUCAUAACGGUGCGGUCAGUCUACAAGCAUUCACCGAAUACGUACAAUGUGUUUUCAAUCUGAACUCAACUACCUCAUCAAAUGUUAGCAAUGCGCAUGCAAUUAGUCAAAUGCAUACCUCGUCACAACAACUCAGUCCCAGCGACGAAACACGUGCGAAAAUAUCUCCUGGAAUUCGGAAUUAUGCCUUGCAACAAUUUAAGGUGAGCAUUCCUUUAGUAUCGCACUGA